AUGGGCGCAAGCACGACCGUGCGCGUCCUGGUGAUCAUCGCGAUCAUCGUCGCACUCAUCGUCGCAUUGAUCUACCUCGUCGGGCGGGCGAAGGUUCGGAGCAACGAUCGACUGAAACAGCUGUUCAACAGCGAGACGUUGGACACGCUGCGCAUCGGUGUCGGCGUUACAGCCGAAGAGAUCAUUUCAGCGCAGCGGUGUCGCGCGCGUCGUCGCUUGGACGACGCGCGCAACACCGGCGACUCCGCGGACGCUGACGCCGAUCCGCAUGUGCACACCGAUGGACUGUAUGAGUUCAUACCGCACGAGAGUCUGAACGUCUCACUGAGCGAUCUGCCGGGCUACGAGGAGCAGCACGCACUGUUGCUGAACGCCUAUUUCGUGAUCAACGACGAGCCGGAGAGCGUCCUGUUGGCGGACGAGAUGAUGGAGCGACGACCGAGCACGCGGGCCGGUGCGAACGUGAUUCUGUACAGACCAUCGGGCACCGGUAAAACUGCGGCCGCUCGAGCAGUGGCCCGGUCGCUCGGUUCGAAUCUGGCGUUCGUCAACGCGGAGAACCUGCUGUCGACCUACCGCUUGGAGACCAAGAAGAAACUGCGCUCGCUGUACCGGAAGAUGCGCGCUCUCGUUCGCACCACCGGUCGCAACGUGUUGCUGCUGCUGGACGAGGUGGACGGACUGGUGAAGAAUCGUAGCGGUGCCGUGACCAGCGGCGAGUACAGUCUGCUCACGAGAUUUCUCACGAUUCUCGAACCGAACGACGGGACGGACAACUACGGCGUGUUCAGCAUCUUCACGACCAACCGUCUGAGUAAUCUGGACGACGCGUUUCGUCGUCGGUGCGCCGCCGUGUUCAUGGGUUACGUGGGUUACGUGGGUACGCGGGAGGCCACGGUACGAUUGUUCAACGCUUUUCUGCACCGACCGAUCGACUACGCGACGCGAGGCACUAGAUUCGCCAGUCGGGACUAG
Harpegnathos saltator (Jerdon's jumping ant) is the source of this 975-nucleotide messenger RNA. Its product is annotated as protein MSP1-like. Gene Ontology annotation, molecular function: ATP binding; ATP hydrolysis activity. Lineage: Eukaryota; Metazoa; Arthropoda; Insecta; Hymenoptera; Formicidae. The record is from RefSeq and is a predicted model, not a curated record. The coding region runs from base 1 to 975 and encodes 324 amino acids. The transcript is spliced from 2 exons.